AGUGCGUCAAUGCGAUUCAAAGUGAAUCGAUGUCGUUUUUUGGUUGUUGUUGCAGUGUUCCGGAUGAUUGAGUAAUCAACAUAAAUCAUGACAAACGGAGAAUUUAACGGUGCAAAAAUUCAAAGUGUUUAUGUUUGAUACAGGUACAGCAGCCAAAUUCAAUUACUAAACGGAUGCUUUUGAUCGCAAUUGAUUGGAUUGUUGCAGAAUCGCGUGCUUUUCACACUUAUUACCUACAAUUUUUUCUUUCGUUAUCUUCAUUUUUCGUUUGUAAAUGUUUGCGCUAGCACACACACCACACACACACACCACACACACACACGCACAAAACUUAGUAUUUAUUUUGCUCGCUUUGCUCAAUCGUUUUCCACGUGACGAUUUGCGCGGAUUAAGUAAACAGCACGUAAAAUUGUUUCUUUUCGUCGUCGUCUUCUCCUGUUUCUGUUCCCCCAAUUUUCUCUCUCUCUCUCAAUGCCACACCAUGCUGUGCAUUGCAUAGAUAACAACAUCAUUUAGUUGUUACGUUCACGCUCUUUUCAUCAGAAAAAUCUUCUUUCCCUUCUUCUAUUUUGCGUUUAUUUACAGUAACCAUCUGCUUUUUUUCGUAGAGUUGUUCUCAUACUGAUUGAAAAGUAACUAAAGACGAUAUUAAUAGACGUAAACGGAAAGUGGACGAUAAAAGUGAAAAAGCAGCAGAAAUAACAACAAUAACAACUUAAAACGCCAAUAGUGCACAGCAAUGAUUUCGAAAAUCGGUAACACAAAUUGUGUUUCAUCCCAUUCCUGAUAGAGUCUGUACACGAGUUAACAUUUAAAUGAAUGGUUUAGAGCGAAAAUGUUAUACAAAAAUGUGAUAUGAAAAGGGAUAGCUAUAUAGUUCACUAUAUAGCUAUCCCUUUUCCGCUCAUUCAUCAUCGACAUUUUUCCGCUCAACUUUUCUGUAUUACAUUUUCGUACAUUCGUCCCGUUUCCUUCGUUCGUUUUCUUAUGUCAGCCCGAUUCGUUAAUAAUUCUUGAUUCGUUCUUUUUAGCACUACAUGGAAUGUAGGCUACUGUAGUUGUUAUUUUUUUCCCAAGAAAAUUUUAAGAGUCUUUAGGCCAUUUUUUGAACCGUAAAUUGAUUCAAUUUAAUAUCCAUAUUUUUUAUUUGAAAUGAAGCAAUUACGCCUAAUUGCAAAAAUGAAAUAAAAUCAUGUUCUUGUAAUAAUGUACGAUGAUCAUUCACAUUGAAUGUACAUAAAACACAUAAGUGAAGAAUACAAUAUCAUCAUAUAAAUUUAUUUAAUUAUUUUUGACAAUAUUAAAAUGAUUUGCAUACUACAUUCCAUGUAGUGCUUACGAUAAUAAUUUGAUGAGAAACAUCAAAUUAAUUAAACCUCUUUAAAUUUACAAGCGCAGAGCGCAGCGAAGCGACGAUCUGCGGUCUUGUUUCUUUUUGUAUCGUUUUCCUGUUAUACAUCUGUUUAUACACGGUUCAAGCGGUUCGAUAUGACGAAACGAUGACAUUGGCAUUGAACUACAGAAUGCAGUCACAUUUCAAAAUAUCCAACACACAAAUCUUGAAACAUCAAUCUCGGUGCUGAUACAGUUUUUAUUAAUAGUAAUCGAUUUGUUCCAAGUGCUGCAAAUACCCAAUAUAUAUUAUACGCAAUAUAAUAUUAAUUAUAAUAAUAAUAAUGUCGUAAUUUAUGCUAGACACAACAUACACACCACACCACAAGUGAAAAGAGUGAGAAGAAGAAGAAAAAAAUACGUAAACACAAACGCAUGAAUCUUGGAAUGCGUGUGCUGCAUGUGGCAAACCAGAAAAAAAAGAAAUAAGAAACAUUGUAUAGAAAUGCACUGAAAAGUUACUUUUUUUUCGCUCACUUCAUUCUCCGCUCAAAAGAAAUCGACGAAAAAAGAAUUCGCAUGGAACAAGCGCAUUCGGACUGCACCACCAGCAGCAGCCACAACAGAAGCAGUUGUAAUGAUCCGACGAUUGGGAAGAAAUCCGUAGCAUUUUCCAUUUUCGACCCGAUUAACAGAUUUAGUGCUUACUCGAUCAACGCAGUGUGAACAACGGAGAAAAAUUCCAGAGUGCGUUUCAGUGCAAAAAGGGAGAUAAUAACAAUAAUGAUAAUAGAAACAAUGUGUUCGUGUUCGGUGUGAACAGAAAAAAAAACAAAUUGUUUAUAUUUUAAAACGAACUUGGUGCCGUCAAAUUUCAAGAUAUUACCUGUUUGGAAUGGCUCCAUUUCAUGCGACCUGUUAAGAUUGUUGAUUGAGGUGUUUGUUGCUGAAUUUUAUUGGCAACUCAUAAAAGAACCGUACAAUUCGUAUGGGAUUUAUAUUUUCUCCUAAUUUGAACAUAAAUCGCUUUCGCGGUGGGAACUUAAUCGCACCAUAAUUUUUCCUAUUAAACUAUAUAAAACACCUUUUCCGAACGUGCUACGGCCAAUUAGUGUGUGCGAGAGAAAGAGUGAGUGUACACCAGUUCUAAAGUGCAAGUGGAAAAGAGAGAAAAACAGAUUUCCAGCGAAAUACAGUGCUAUUUCACAUUUGAUGGUGUGUGUGUGUGUCUUUAUUUAAUUCCAUAUUGUGGUUUAGGUGCAUAAGAUCAUAGUCAUAAAUUUUGUUGCCGUAAAAUAUCGUGUUUAAGUACGCUUCGUGUGUGAUAAAUCAGUUUGACGGGAAAUUGAAGGACAUUGGCAUCUCAACCGAUCAUUAUCAACGAAUUGAGUAUCCAUUAUGCAGGAUGAAGACUUGUUUAACGGUGUCAUCGGGAAAUACACAGACCACAACGAUGAAAAUGGCGCUACAAAGAAAAAUAAUGACUUGGAAAUUGCAAAAGCCACCGUUCCAAAGCCACCUGGAUUGGGCGUUCGACAUUUGCAGAUAGUAUUGAUGUUCAGUGGCCUCUUUACGUCAUAUGCUUUACGAACUAAUAUAUCGGUCGGUAUUGUGGCCAUGGUGAAUAGUAGUGAAAAUGGUGCGACAUAUAGUUGGGACAAACAACAGCAAGGAUUGAUACUGAGUAGUUUUUUCUGGGGCUAUCUCUUGGCUCAGAUCCCUGUAAGCCAAAUGGCCCAGCAUUUUGGUGCGAAAAUCCUAUUGACAAUUGCAUCGAUAGUAUGCGGAUUGUUGACGCUGGUAACGCCAUGGGCCGCAUCAAUCGAUUGGAGACUAAUGCUACUCUCACGAGCGCUUCAAGGUCUUUUUCAAGGUUUUUACUAUCCAUGCGUCCACACAUUGUUGGCUAAAUGGGUGCAUCCGUGUGAACGUGGAACGUUAACCACGUUUACAUAUUCGGGUACACAAGCGGGCAGUGUUGUAAUGCUCGCAACUAGUGGCGUUUUGGCAGAUUCUUCAAUGGGAUGGCCAUCAAUUUUCUAUUUCAGCGGUGGUGCUACACUCAUUUGGACCAUAUUCUGGGUGCUUUUCGGUUCAAGUUCGCCAGACAUUUGUACACGUAUUUCAAUUGAAGAGAGAAAAUUCAUCGAAUCAAUGCCUGGUUCAUCAAAUCAUGGCCAAAUGAAAACACCAUGGUUAAGCAUAUUGCGAUCAACACCAGUGAUGGCACUGAUUCUAGUGCAUGCGGCACAAUGUUGGGGUUUCUGGUCGCUACUCACUGAAACACCAUCCUAUUUGGUGCAAAUUUUCAAAUUCAAUAUUAAAACGAAUGCACUUUUGUCGGCUCUACCAUAUCUAGCGAUGUGGUUAGUUAGCUUGGCAGUGAGCCCAAUAUCCGAUUUACUCAUCAACCGUGGAUACAUUGGCGUAGCAACCGGUCGCAAAUUGUUUAACUCAUUUGGACACUGGGCUCCGGCAUUAUCACUCAUAAUUUUACCGUUUUUGAGAGCACCCACACAUGCCAUUACCAUGCUCACCAUUGCCAUUGGAAUGAAUGGCUUUACUUAUUGUGGAUAUAUGGUUAAUCACAUGGAUUUAUCACCAAAUUUUGCCGGCUCUUUGAUGGGACUGACCAAUUCAUUGGCAAACAUUAUGUCUAUUUUGGGUCCAAUCACCGUUGGUCUCAUUCUCACCGACAACGAAGACAUCAAUGUCAAACUUGGCGAAUGGAAAAUGGUAUUCUUCAUUGCGGCCGCAUUCUAUUUCGUUGGAAAUUUGAUAUUUGUGAUACUUGGCAAAGCUGAAAUUCAACCAUGGAAUGAGAUUGAAAAACCACCAAGUCCAGCUGAAUCGGAUGAAGAUAGACUUGGUUCUAAUAUAAACAUCGUCACAAUCAACUCUAAUGUGAACAUUGUCACCAACCAAUCACCAAAGCACUCGUAACGGAAACCAAAAAUUAUCGUUUAAGUAUUUUGUAGUGUAGCAAACAAAAAAAAAUACUGUCUACCAAAAUGAAUAAGUUUGUUUGUACAAAUGUUUUUCAAGUAUAAGUGCGUUUCAAAUGAAUGUGUUUUUUAGAUAAAUAUUUUACAUUGAAUUGUGUGUUUGAUACGAAUAAAAAAAGAGAGCUCGUGAAAAAAAAA
Molecule: messenger RNA, 4475 nt
Organism: Sitodiplosis mosellana (orange wheat blossom midge)
Lineage: Eukaryota; Metazoa; Arthropoda; Insecta; Diptera; Cecidomyiidae
Product: putative inorganic phosphate cotransporter
Exons: 9
Coding region: 2731-4275 (514 amino acids)
Biological process (GO): transmembrane transport; monoatomic anion transport
Cellular component (GO): plasma membrane
Molecular function (GO): transmembrane transporter activity
Source: RefSeq, a predicted model, not a curated record